AAUUUAUUUUCGAGUGUAUGCCUGCCCAGACGAUGGUUUACAACUUGAUCAAGAUAGUGGGGAAUUUCGUCUGGAGAACGUUAAAACACAAUCAGCUGCAGCCGGGCCCGAUCACUUCCCACUGAAUCGUCGUCGAAGUCGGAGGUUCGUUCGUUGGAUUCUCGCUGCUCCAUAGUGUAUACAUCCAUAGUGUAGCCAUGUCUGCCUCCCAGGAUCACUCCACAACGAUUAACCAAAUCCGCGAUGGUCUCAUGGACGAUUGGAAUGUCCUGGAGAACGUCUUCCGGCUGCUCCAACGGGAGGACACCUUUUGCGUGGAUCCCGAGAAGUGGGGCCAGCACACAAUAGUGCCUUUCCUACAGCCGGACCAGCUGAAGGAACGGAUUAAUCUUAAAGUCCGGGAGACGGAAAAUCCUAGUCUAGCCGAAAUCGAAAAGCUGUGUCAGGAGGUCAUCCAUUAUUCUGUGAAAACCUCGCACGGGCGCUUCCAUAAUCAGCUCUUUGGACAGCUCGAUCCCUUCGGAUUGGCGGGAUCAUUGAUCACCGAGGCCAUGAACGGAAGCUCGUAUACCUACGAAAUCGCACCCGUUUUCAGCCUGAUUGAAACGGAACUGAUCUCGACGAUGUGCCGGUUGGCAGGUUACAAGAACGGUGAUGGAAUCUUUAGUCCCGGUGGCUCCACUUCCAACAUGUACGGCCUGGUUCUGGCCCGCUACAAGUUUGCUCCCUCCGUGAAAACAGCCGGAAUGUUCGGAAUGAAGCCGCUGGUGCUCUUCACAUCCGAUCAGUCGCACUACAGCUUCGUCAAGGCGGCCAACUGGCUGGGAUUGGGCAGCGACAAUUGCGUGUCAGUCAAGACCAAUGAACGGGGUCAAAUGCGGUUGGAUGACCUGGAGGCCAAGAUUGUGGAGGCGAAAGCUCGCGGCGGACAGCCGUUCUUCGUCAAUUGUACUGCGGGUACCACUGUACUGGGGGCCUUCGAUGACAUCAACGGGGCAGCUGAUGUGGCGGAACGUCAUGGUCUGUGGCUCCAUGUGGACGCUUGUCUCGGAGGAGCCAUCCUUCUCUCCCAUAAGAAUAGAUCUCUGUUGGCUGGCCUCGAAAGGGCCAACUCCUUUGCCUGGAAUCCCCACAAGUCGCUGGGAGUACCGAUGCAGUGCUCGCUCUUUCUCACCCGGGAGCAGGAUCGCCUUCUAGAGAGAUGCAACAGCACGGAGGCGCAUUAUCUGUUCCAGCAGGACAAGUUCUACGACGUUUCCUACGACACCGGCAACAAGAGCGUCCAGUGCGGUCGCAAAAUAGACGCCUUUAAGUUCUGGCUGAUGCUGAAGGCCCGUGGAUACGGAAAGUACGGUCACCUGAUAGACCAUGCCAUUGACAUGUCCAGGUUGCUGGAGGAUAAAGUGCGCCAGCGCAGCGACCGCUUCCGGUUGGUGCUCCAGCGGCAUGAAUACUCCAACGUCAGCUUCUGGUACAUCCCGAAGGCGAUGCGGGUGACUCAAAAGGAGGAGACACCUGAGUGGUGGGAGCGCCUUUCCACGGUGGCUCCGAAGAUUAAAGAGCAGAUGAUUUAUAGUGGAUCUCUGAUGGUUGGUUAUUCGCCUCUAAAGUCCCAAAAUUUGGGCAACUUUUUCCGCAUGGUCUUGACUUGUUUCCCCGUCCUAAAAAGUGAAGAGUUGGACUUCAUCUUGGACGAGAUUGAGAGAUUAGGAGAGAAAAUUGUUGUAUAAUUAAUUGAUUUAAUAAUAAGAAUAAAAGU
Drosophila bipectinata is the source of this 1759-nucleotide messenger RNA. RefSeq names its product cysteine sulfinic acid decarboxylase. Gene Ontology annotation, biological process: carboxylic acid metabolic process. Gene Ontology annotation, molecular function: pyridoxal phosphate binding; carbon-carbon lyase activity. Gene Ontology annotation, cellular component: cytoplasm. The record is from RefSeq and is a predicted model, not a curated record. NCBI's taxonomy places the organism in Eukaryota, Metazoa, Arthropoda, Insecta, Diptera, Drosophilidae.